Molecule: messenger RNA, 1107 nt
Organism: Humulus lupulus (European hop)
Lineage: Eukaryota; Viridiplantae; Streptophyta; Magnoliopsida; Rosales; Cannabaceae
Exons: 1
Coding region: 17-1021 (334 amino acids)
Molecular function (GO): pyrophosphatase activity
Source: RefSeq, a predicted model, not a curated record
CCAAACGCAAGAAUCCAUGGCUUCUGCCCCGCCAACCUCACUUACCCCUUCAUCCCUUUUCGCUGCAAUCGACAUGGGCACCAACUCUUUCAAGAUGCUCGUGGUCCGAGCCUAUCCCGAUGGUAAGUUCUUCAUAAUCGAUCACCGCAAAGAGCUCGUUGUACUCGGUCGUGAGGCUUCCUCUGCCACCACCACUUCAACAAUAACAACCCCUUUCGUCAUUUCCGUCCAUUCCGAGCUCCGAGCCCUCGAUGCCCUUCAAAAGUUUCAGCGAGUCCUCAAAUCGUACGGCAUUGUCUACUCCCAAACUCGCUGCGUGGCCACCGCGGCGGUUCGAGAAGCCGUUAACAAGUGGGAGUUUUCUAAGAAUUUAAGGGAAAAGAUCGGAUUAAGGAUCGAUGUACUGCCUGGUGAAGAGGAAGCUAGGCUUGCUUAUCUGGGUACGCUUCAGUUUUUCCCUUUAUACGAUAAAUUGACUCUUUGUGUGGAUAUUGGAGGUGGGUCUACUGAGUUUGUGGUUGGUAAACAAGGGCAUGUUAUAUUUGCUGCUUCUUUGAAUCUGGGUCAUGUUACAUUGACCCAAAAGUUUGGGGAGAGAGUAGAAAAAGUGUCCAAAAUGAGAGAAUAUAUUAGAUUAGUUAUUGGAAAAUCUGGGUUUGUUGAGAAUAUCAAAAGGGGUGGUUUUGAGGUGGCUGUUGGGUCUUCUGGUACGACUCAGGCUGUGGAGAAGGCUGUUUUUUAUGGUUACACGAAUGGAAGCCAAGUUCUGGAUCAUGCUGCAGUGGUUAAUGGGGAAGGUAAGAGGGAUUGGAGAUUGAAUAUGGAAGACCUUAGGAGUGUUGUUAAAAGAUUGUGUGGUGGUGGAGGAGAGGAAGAGAAUGCAAGGAGAGAAAAGCUCUUCAAAAGGCGGUCUGAGUUUAUUGUGGCUGGAGCUGUGUUGCUGAAAGAAAUAUUCGAGGCUCUUGGCAUUAAGAAAAUGAACGUGCCAUGUUACUUUUUUGUAGUAAUAUUGACCAUAUAAAUUUAUAUAUUGCAUUGUAUUAGUUUAUGCACAUUUAUUAAUAUUACCAUUCCAAUUCAUAUAUACAAAUUGUAUAGUACGUGUGA